AUGAUUGAAAACUAUACGUCACCUCCGAAGUCUCGUGGCAGAGUCUGCUCUGUAACGUUUUGCGCCUCACUAAUAGGACACCAAAGAAGAAGAAACUGCCACUUCCUGAAAACUGAUAAGAAGGCACAGACAGGUUUCUGUCCUGAGACCAUCCCUGGAAAAGAAGAAGUGGUGGCUGUAUGUGCUCGUCAUGUUAGUAGUUGGCUGAGCCUUUCUAUGAUGGACGACAGUGAAUUGGAGCCGAUCCCUACGCCUUCGGGCGGCUCUUCUAUCGGGGAGGCAGCGUCGGGUAGAGGAGGAGGAGGAGGACAGAGUGCAUCUAAUGAAGAAGAUGAAGAUGAAGAUCUCUUCUACAUCCCUGAGAGAAGACCUUCUCUGGACCUGGGGCCCAGUCCAAUGGACACCAGCCACUGGCAUUAUGUGGACCAGGCCUUUUCUCCAGCUCUGAGCUACGGAUCAAUGACAAGUGAGAGCUCAAUCAACAUGGAUGCUGAAGAUGGAGCCUCCACAAGUGUCCAGCUGAAGAGAACAGAUUCAUACUCCAGCUGCUACUCCUUGGACAGUGAUGACUGUGAAAAGAUAAUCCCCAAGGUUAAAAGCAAAGACGAAGACGUCCCAGAGACUUCUGACGUACCGGAGUUGUCCCAAAACCCGAGUGAGCCUCGGCAUCCUGCUCUGACAGUGGGCUUCACUUUCAAAGCUAUUUGCGAAACUCUUGGGAAGCUGUCCGAGAUGGAAAUGAAGGCAAUCAAGAGUAUCCUGUGGCACAGUUACCCACAGUCAUUCAACACUCCUCCCCAGAGCAUGGACCUGGUGGACCUGGUGGACCGGCUGAUCGAGUGUUACGACCUGGAGGUGUCUUUGCAGAUGACUACAACACUUCUUGAGCAACUUGAGAAAAAGAAGCUAAUUGCUCAUCUCCAGACUCUGUGCAUCAGAAAUGAAGUGCGUUACAAUUUAUGCCAGACUCUGAAGAAGAAAUACGGCGAAGUAGGUGAGGAGUCGGACAUGCGGGGAGAGAAGAGGCCCUUCGACGAAGUCUACACCGACCUCAACAUAACCUCAUUAGCUAAUAACGGCCCAAAUAUUCAACAUGAAGUCAUGACAAUACCGAAGCUCGACACUAAUGGGAAAAAGGGGAAACGGCUUACUACAAGGGAUAUUUUGAGCGCUGAAAGGCUGGAGAAGUCAGACGUAAAGUUUGUGCUGGUCACGGGACAGCCGGGGUCCGGGAAGUCUAUGGCAGCCAGGAGGAUAAUCCUGGAUUGGUCUGAAGGGCGCGCCCACCAAUACGUGAACUUCUUGUUUCCUUUGCCGUUAAGAGAACUGAAGCAGUUUGAGAAUUUAGAGGUUUCCCUGAUGGAUAUAAUACAAACACUCUACCCAGAAACGAAGCAACUAAGGGAAGAGGAUUAUAAAUGUGACGAGUGCAAAAUAAUGUUUCUCUUCGACGGUCUGGAUGAGUUCAGGGGAAGUCUCGACUUUCAAAACACUAUGCUCCUCCGCGACGAGAGCGAACAAACCAACCUGGACGUGAUCGUGGUCAACCUGCUCAGAGGGAGGCUGCUCUACCGCGGCUACUUCCUCGUCUUUUCUCGGCCGCUGGCAGAGCACAACAUCCCUUACGACACGCCCUAUGACGAGAUAGAACUGCUUGGCUUUGACGACGCUGGAAAGGACGAGUACCUCAAGAAGAGGUUCAGGGAUCCAGAUCAAGCAGCUCGAGUUAUUGCAUAUAUCAACUCGUCAAAAACCCUCCGCAUCAUGUGUCACCUGCCCUUGUUUAUCUCCAUGGUGGCUGAUGAGUACCAGCACAUAUUCAGAGCACAGGGGCCACAGACCGAUCUGCCCAGCAACAUCACCUACAUGUACACCAAGCUGCUUCUUGCACUCAUGGGUCACCAUCGCAAUUACAGAGCUCCACCUCGCAGUGCAGAGGAAGAGAGAGACUUCCUCAUGAAACUUGGAAAGGCGGCCUUAGACAUGCUGGAAAAAGACAAGUACAGCUUAAGCAAGUGCGACUGGAAAGUUUUUGGACUGGAGGCAGAAGAGGAGGUGGAUAAAACUGGCCUGUGCAUACUAUACAUCACAAGGCCAUUCGUCCUAUAUCAAGAGAAAAACAUCGCUUUUAUCCACCCCACCAUGCAGGAGUACCUGGCUGCCCUCUAUGUGUUUCUCUCCUAUAGAAACCACGGGAAGAUCAUCUUUGACCAGCACCAGAAAGGCAAGUUCAGGAUCUUCAGAUCGAACAAGAUCAUCGAUAUGUUUAAGGGCGCCACAGACAAAAGUCUGCAGUGUGAAAAUGGCAAACUGGACAUUUUCCUGCGUUUCCUGUUUGGAAUGGGUCUAAAGAGCAACAUGGAACUUCUCCAACGGCUGUUCACGACUCCAGUCGUGUGGUCAUCCUUCGCUGAAGAUGCUGCCGCCCUCAUCAGAAAGAGGAUCAAAGACACUCAGCAUCCGGGCAGGAAAAGCAACUUGCAGCGCUGCCUGGAAGAGCUGGAGGCUGAGCAAGCCUCAGACGCAUCAUCCAGCUGCUCAGAUUCUUUGAAACACUGAUCACUGGACAAUCACGAUGCUAAAUAACUGUCGAGGCUUGCACUGAAUUCAAGGAGGAGGAAAACAUCACGUCUGAUGUGCCAAAGAAUCUUUCAAGGAAAUGCAGAUUUGUGUGAUUUAAUGUGUUGUCAUAUAGAUUAAAAGAAGCUAGAGGUGAGGGGCCUUAAUUUGUCUGUUAGUUUGCCUGUUUUUUUAAUCAAAUAUAUGUAUUUUUAAAUGCUUUUAUAGAUUUUUAUUUAUAAAAACAUAUCUCCCACCGCCAAUACUUUCCAAAAAAAUUGCAAAAAAUUUUGUUUUGCUUUUUUUAAAGGGACAUUUGUCUUGUGAAUAUCACAGUCAUACAUUGGUAAUGAAGCAUUGUUAUUUUUAUGAUUGCCUGAAGCUUUCAACAUAUUCAUUUUGGAUGACAAUUAGUACGGUUAUAUUCCGGUUUUUAUUUGACAUCAGCAUAGAUAGCAAGUCUUCAAUCUAAAAUUUCAAAGAGGGAGCUUUAUCUGAUUUCCAUCAAAGAAUGAAUAAAGUCUUUACUUUAUGAAACAAAUUCACAUAUUAAAAGGCUUCAAAAACUUGUUUCCAGAGACUGUUAAAGGAUUGACCAAUAUUUUGAUAAUUUUACAAAGCCAAUAUCCAACAUACAGCAGCUUGAUACCCUGAAUCAAGGUGCAAGUUAAAAAAAAAAGUUGUGUCGUGGUCAAUGCCAGAUAGUAUUUCACAUUCUUGGACAAUGAAAUCACAACUUAAAUAUUUUGCACUAUUUUUUUUGGAUCAAUUAUUAUUGUUGGCUGGCUGCUUUCAUUAAUGUUCUGCUUUUUAAUGCACUCAUCAUAUUGAAGAGCUGUAGUUUGUAAUUAUUUUUCCUUCACAUCUUAAAAGCAUCUGUACUCUAAUCAGUCAACACAUCAAAGUAUUGAUCUCUGUGUGUGUUAUACAGGCUAUGAAAGAACUGACAGUGAUACCUAUUAUUUGUUUGAAAUAAGUGAUACAACUAACAAUAAAUCCCUCUUCCAUCGCAGCACA
Messenger RNA from Centropristis striata (black sea bass), 3576 nucleotides. RefSeq names its product NLR family, CARD domain containing 3-like 1 (gene nlrc3l1). NCBI's taxonomy places the organism in Eukaryota, Metazoa, Chordata, Actinopteri, Perciformes, Serranidae. The record is from RefSeq and is a predicted model, not a curated record. The coding region runs from base 1 to 2559 and encodes 852 amino acids. The transcript is spliced from 8 exons.